AUGACAGCGGGAACUGUUGUUAUCACCGGGGGAAUCCUAGCGACGGUGAUCCUACUGUGCAUCAUUGCCGUGCUCUGCUACUGUAGGCUACAGUACUAUUGCUGCAAGAAAGAUGACUCCGAUGAGGAAGAGGAGGAGGAAGAGGAGGAAGAGGAAGAGCCUGACCUUCCCACGCACUCGCACCUCGGCACGUGCAAUGCCUGCAACUCCCGCAUGGUGGAUGGCCAGGGCAGCCCCGCUCCCCCCGCCAGCGAGCUCAACCAGCACGGGCAUUCGAAGGCCUACCAGCCCACCCUGACAGUUCCUGACAGCCAGAGGAAGGUUGGCUUUAGGAUGACUUUUGCUUUCGACAGCAACAGCAGAGACCACCGGGUCACCUCUCCUCCUUUGCAGGGCCCACGACCUCCCAUGGAGGAGUGA
Charadrius vociferus (killdeer) is the source of this 420-nucleotide messenger RNA. RefSeq names its product family with sequence similarity 163, member A (gene FAM163A). Lineage: Eukaryota; Metazoa; Chordata; Aves; Charadriiformes; Charadriidae. The record is from RefSeq and is a predicted model, not a curated record. The transcript is spliced from 3 exons. The coding region runs from base 1 to 420 and encodes 139 amino acids.